AAGCGCCUUGACUGUUAGCCAUCGCCAUCACAACAGGCAGCAGGCCAUCUAUCUGGACUCCACAGUGUAACCCAGCCUCGUCCAGCCCUUUAUCUUAGUUUGCAAUCUUCUUGUGAGGUGUUGUGAUUGUGAAGGAAGCCAGCAGAGAGCAGAGACAUCCGUUUCACUAGCAGACCCACACCUUCUCCUGAUCGUCUAUUAACCAUGGCCACGAGAGAAAUCGUCGUCUGCGAUAACGGGACUGGGUUUGUCAAAUGCGGUUUUGCUGGUGCCAAUUUUCCUGAAGCAAUAUUCCCGGCUGUAAUUGGACGUCCCAUUAUUCGGUCGGAAGAAGCUAUUGGAGAUGUUCAGUUGAAAGAUAUCAUGGUUGGGGAUGAGGCAGCUGCUGUGAGAAGCAUGCUCCAAAUGGCGUAUCCAAUGGAGAACGGCAUUGUACGAAACUGGGACGAUAUGCUUCAUCUGUGGGACUACACAUUUCAAGAAAAAUUGAAGAUUACCAAUUACGCUGACCAUAAAAUAAUGUUGACUGAACCGGCAAUGAAUCCAAAGCGCAAUCGGGAAAGGAUGUGUGAAACGAUGUUUGAACACUAUGGCUUCAAUGGAGUGUAUGUUGCGAUUCAGGCCGUAUUGACCCUCUACGCUCAAGGAAUGCAAACCGGAGUUGUAGUAGACUCUGGUGAUGGUGUGACGCACAUUGUACCUGUGUAUGACGGAUACGCACUUCCUCACUUGAUCCGCCGUUUGGACGUUGCUGGUCGCGACAUCACACGGUAUCUCAUCAAGCUUUUGCUCUUGCGCGGUUAUGCUUUCAACCGAACGGCCGAUUUUGAAACUGUCCGUACGCUGAAAGAGAAGCUUUGUUACGUUGGAUAUGACCUAGAUUUAGAACAACGAUUAGCCAAUGAUACAACUGUUUUGGUAGAGCAGUAUACGCUACCGGACGGUCGCGUGAUCAAAGUUGGUGCAGAGCGUUUCCAAGCUCCCGAGGCUCUCUUUUCACCACAUCUCGUAGAUGUUGAAUCCCCUGGAGUUGCAGAGCUCCUAUUCAACACUAUCCAAUCAGCUGACAUUGAUAUCCGCCCUGAACUCUUCAAGCAAAUUGUACUAUCUGGCGGAACCUCUAUGUACCCUGGUCUUCCCAGUCGCAUGGAAAAGGAGCUAAAGCAGCUAUACUUGGAGCGAGUCUUGAAGGGAGACACAUCCCGGUUGAGUAAAUUCAAGAUAAAGGUCGCAGACCCACCGAAUCGUAAACACGCCGUUUUCUUGGGUGGUGCCGUGUUGGCAGGUAUUAUGCAGAACAGAGAGGCGUUCUGGGUAUCGAAGCAAGAGUGGCAGGAACAGGGUGUACGGGCCUUGGAUAAGUUUGGUCCUCGAGGAACCAUGUGAACUACCUUCAUGGAGUGCGUGUGAAUAGAUGAUAUCUGCAAAUGGA
Spizellomyces punctatus DAOM BR117 is the source of this 1432-nucleotide messenger RNA. RefSeq names its product actin-related protein 2. The transcript has 7 exons. Bases 205 to 1386 code for a protein of 393 amino acids. Lineage: Eukaryota; Fungi; Chytridiomycota; Chytridiomycetes; Spizellomycetales; Spizellomycetaceae. Gene Ontology annotation, cellular component: actin cortical patch; Arp2/3 protein complex. Gene Ontology annotation, biological process: Arp2/3 complex-mediated actin nucleation. The record is from RefSeq and is a predicted model, not a curated record. Gene Ontology annotation, molecular function: actin filament binding.